GAACGAUCCCUAGGGGAAUUCCUCCCCCCCGGCCAAACGUCAAAAAGCAGCCGCCCGCUCCUCCUCUCUCUGCACCACCAAUACCUCGCAAUUCGUGAGAUGGCAGCGGUGGAGAUAUGCAACCAUUCCUGUCCAAAGCACCACGGACCGCCUGUUGCUAUCGCUCUACAAUAGGCUGUGUGACGGUUAAUCGUCGAUUCGGCGAAUUCUAUAAACGGUUUUACUCGGCGGUUGCCAGUGGGCAGAGGAAGGAUGGUGAGGGCGAUAAGGGAGCGGGAGGGGAGGAAAUUGAUACCAAGGAAAGUGGUAGGUGGAAGGAAUUCAAACAUCCGGUGCCCCACCCAAAAGUUACGAAUAAUUGUGAGAUAGCAGGACAUCUGAUCAUGCCCCACGCACUGCGGAAGCAUAUCGAAGGGACGGCGAAAGCUCUGGCGACGAGGGUGUUAGAACAUGAUCGUUUAGUCAGGGCUUUGAGAGCGGAGAUAGCCAAAUGGCAUCGGCGAGAUACGGGGGAUAGGACGGCGUCGGAUCAAAAGGAUAGGAAGCCUUCUACAGGCUCCGACAGUGAGUUCGAUCAGUUGGAGAUGCUCAAGAAGACGCUACAGCAUAUCACCCAUCGCUAUUACCAGGUGCCGGAGAGACCCGAUCCAGAGAAGGAAGGAUCGGAUGGCAAAUCGACGAAGGUGGCAGACACCAAAAGGCACACCCCUUAUAUCCCACCUUUCCCGGAGUACGUCACACCUGGGCCACCAACAGAGUUGAAUGAAUCCCUUAUCAAACUGUUAUCUACCCGACCCCCACCAAUUGCUUUUCUCCCCAAGAUAUGUUAUAAUCUGCUCACAUCGCCAACGGCACCGGAUGUCGAAACAUUCAACAUCCUCAUUUUGGGCCUUACCCGCCUACGACAGAACUCCCUCGCCCAUGUCCUCUUCCGUGCGCUUCUAGAAGGCGGCAUCGGUCCUAAAGUCACUCCAAACGAGGGAACAAUCAUUCGUAUAAUCGGCCUCUGCGUAAAAUCCAGCGAUUACGCCGGCUUCCUAAAAGUCAUGAACAUCCUCUGGCGUCAGCAAAUGCGUCCAGGAAAAACGCGCGAACAGAGAAGACGCCCGAAACCUAUCCUUGAAGCAAUCAUCUACGGCUUUUCAAAGUUUGGCAAGGGCGACCAAGUGCUGGUCUACCUCCGAGCCCUCGCGCGGGAGUGCCCCUACUCGCCAGAGCCGUCAAUGUGGGUCUGGACUGCCAUACUAAAACUCUACACCGAGAAAUCCGACUGGCCCCAGGGGAUCCGCACAUGGAAACAAAUGAUGAAGCAAGACGCCCAAUACCAAAAAGACAGUACUAGCGAGCGUGCCGACUUCCGCGCUUUUCACCAAAUGUACAAGCUCUGCAGGAAAUGCGGAAACGAAGCGUGGACAGCGGCGGUCCUAACCCUCGCAGCACAGCGCGGUUGGGACAAGGAAACCCUGGCGAAGAAGCCGAAUAAGGGGAAAGGGGUCUGGUUCCGCAGACAAAACAAAGCGCCAGAUUACGUCAAGGGACGAGGAGUCUACAUGCGCGAGGUCGAAGGGAAGGACCUGCUGCGAGCGUUGGAUUACGCCUGGGCGAUGCAGGACCUCGCGGAGGACCGGGGCCAUGCCAACAUCGAUUAUGAAGAUAUAGGGAAGAUGCUUGACGACCCCUCCUUCGACGCCUUUAGAAUGAGGUACCCGGCGCAUCCGCCGCCGGAGAAACCGCUCGUGUCCAGGGAGCAGAAGAUUCGUACCUGGGAGGAGAUAUUGGAAGCAAGGAUGAAGGUAGUCUCCGAAAAACUAAAGGCUCGCACGCGCAAAAGGUUCUCGAAGAGGAAGAAACCGAGGAAGAGGAGGAGGAAGGGUGGCGAUGAUGAAGCGAGUGAUGGCCAGGGUGACGAUAAUAGUGGGCCCAGCGUCAAGAGCAACGACAACAACGGUGCUGGCGAUGGACAAUGAAUGAGUGCGAUUGAAGGAUACCGCGUGAUUGACACAUUGUAUAAAGUAGAAUAAAAAUAAAAAAAGGAGAAUUGCAAUCUUUUCCAUCCACCUUUUUCCGCAUUCCCCCGUUCCUGUCUAUUAUUUUGUUCUCUUUCCUUCUUUCCUCUUUCUCCCGUUUCCUUCCUCUUUGGAUGGCUUUUUCCAUCCCCGCAGUUUAGAAUGCUCUGCUUGUAUACUAUUGUAUAUGCGCAUGGGAACAUCGGUUUCAAUAGAAGGUGGUUGAGGGUAGUCGAAAGGGGCAGGCCGCGCUAGACCACGGUAGAGGAUCGGGAAAGUGGGCGUGCAUAUAUUAGUCUCUUAUGUUUUCUGUUUU
Tuber aestivum (summer truffle) is the source of this 2322-nucleotide messenger RNA. Lineage: Eukaryota; Fungi; Ascomycota; Pezizomycetes; Pezizales; Tuberaceae. The record is from the annotation of a GenBank genome assembly.